AUGAAGGUGACCUCGGCCACAUGGGUGGCCUCCUCGGUGUCGGCGCUCACGCUCGCCCUUUGCCUCUUGGCUAUGAGCCAGAUCUACUCUGAGGUCAACUCCAUGCAAGAGCUCCUCGACUCCGAGUUAGCCAGCUUCAAGGCCAACACCAACGGCAUGUGGAAGGACAUCGUCGUGAUGAGCUCGGCGAACAAGAGGACGAGGCGCCAGGCUUACCCCGACAGCAGCGAGGACAGAGGAUACCCGGAGACGAACUCGUCCCCCGGAAUCCCGCCCAACCAGCCCCCGGCCGUGCCGCCCGUCUUCACCAAGGAGUCGACCCCCGACUCCCCCGGCGCCACUUGCGCCCUCGGCCGCCCCGGUCCUCGCGGAAUGAAGGGAAUCGACGGUCACUCCGGAAUGCCUGCCCGCGACGGAGAGCCCGGACUUCCCGGAGACCAAGGACCUCCCGGACCUACCGGACCUCCUGGAGACUCUGGGCCUCCCGGAGACAAGGGAGCCGAUGGACAGCGACCGAUCGGACGGCCCGGACCGAAGGGACCAUCUGGACUCCCUGGACACCCCGGACCCCAGGGAACCAGCGGACUCCAUGGACCUCGCGGAUCGCCCGGACCCGCCGGACCCCAGGGACCCCAGGGACCACCUGGACCUGCUGGCCCCGAAGGAGACGAGGGACCCGAGGGAGAGCUCGGACGCGUCGGCGAGGACGCCGAGUACUGCGCGUGCCCCAACCGUGUCGAGGACGCCCCCGUCCAGGCCGGAAAGUACCACCUUGGAGUC
Molecule: messenger RNA, 780 nt
Organism: Mesorhabditis spiculigera
Lineage: Eukaryota; Metazoa; Nematoda; Chromadorea; Rhabditida; Rhabditidae
Source: the annotation of a GenBank genome assembly